GUGGAAGAUUAGCAACACGUUGGUUGCACAGAUAUUUUGUAAGGUUACUUAGGCCCAAGGAGAGAAUCCAGUCCAGCCCAAACCUAAGAAAGCGAGCCGCUCACAGGCUCACUCACACUCCCAGAAGCCGAAGCCCAGAGAAGCUCAGCUCUCCAUCACUCCCAACCAAACCCCACCCACCGCCGCCGGCCAAGACGAUGCCAGCGGACGCCGCCGCCUCACCGCUGGCGCAGGCCGAGGCCGACCUCGCCGCCGGCCGCCUCCGGUCCGCGCAGAAGCACGCUCGUCGCGCCGCCAGGCUCGACCCGGACUCCCCCGCCGCCUCCCUCCUCCUCACCGCCACCUCCGUCCUCCUCGCCGACGACGACGACCCCCGCGCCACCCUCCUUCUCCUCCCCAACGCCUCCGACUCCUCCCCUUCCUCCAUCCGCCGCCACUACAAGUCCCUCUCCAGAUCCCUCCGCCCUUCCUCCUCCUGCUCCCCCGCCGUCUCCGCCGCCGCCAAGGAAGCGCUCCGCCGCGCCGCCGAGGCCUACGCGUCGCUGAAGGAGGAUACGGAGGCGGCGCCGCCCCAGACGCUGCCGACGUUCUGGACGGCCUGCGCCGGCUGCCGCCUCCUCCACGAGUUCGACCGCCAGUACGUCGGCUUCCGCCUCACCUGCCCCUCCUGCCGCCGCAAGUUCCUCGCCUCCGAGGUGCCCCCGCCGCCGCCGCCCAAGGCCGAGGAGCCCGAGAUGACGCUCGCCGAGUUGCAGCUGCAGCUCCAGCUCGGCAAGCGGAAAGCCAGAGAUCAUGAUAAUCACAAGGCGAAAUCAUCCACCGACGACGACGAGGAGGAAGAGAACGUGAAGAUGGAGGUGGAUGAGCUGGACAGUGAUGACUCUGGGCAGAUGGCGGUGGAGGACUCGGACUUCUACAACUUCGACGCCGACCGUGGCGAGCGGUGCUUCAAGAGAGGCCAGGUGUGGGCGUUGUACGGGGACGACGACGGCAUGCCGCGGCACUACGCGCUGGUGGAAACCGUGUCGCCCGGUGGUGGCAGGCACUUCCGUGCUCAGAUACGGUGGCUGGAGCUCCAGCCCAACGGCGAGGAGGGGAAGCCCUGUGGGGACUUCAAGGUUGGCAGAGCCGUCACGGUGCACUCGGUGAACGUCUUCUCACAUCUCGUCGCCUGCGAGAGGGUGGCCAGGGAGGCGUACCGGGUUUACCCCAGGAAAGGAUCAGUCUGGGCGUUCCAUGCCGAUGACAAAGACGGCAGCGACUCCGGGAGGUGCAGGUAUGAAUUCGUGGUGUUCCUCAGUGGUUACAGUGAGCUGUAUGGUGCCAGCUUUGGUUACCUGGAGAAGGUGCAAGGCUUCAGGAGCAUAUUUACCCGCGUAGACAUCGGCAGCCAUGCUGUUCAGAGCCUUCAGAAGGGAGAUGUCGGGGUGCUUUCGCAUCAGAUACCAGCGAGGAAAGUCCCCAAGGGCGACGCCUCGGAGCUGCCUCCUGGGGAUUGCUGGGAGCUCGACCCUGCGUCGUUGCCUUCUGAAUUGCUGCGCAUCGAACUGCAGAAGUGACCGAGUCUGGGAUGAUAAUGUUGACAGGUGUUAUUAGGAGUGCUACUAGUAUAGAUAUAGGGGAAGAUGUGAUGAUGCUUCUGUUCUGCCAGCUCUAGAUGGACAAUUGCUUCAUGCAUAUGGUCCUUCAGUUUAAGAUUUAGAAAUCAUGGAUAAAACUUGUAGGCGUUUCAGUGUUGAGUUCUACUACCCACAACUUUGUGGUGUGAAAUGAAUGACCUUUAUGUAUUGGUUGUGGACACUCUAACAGCUCUGUUCUAUGGAUGAAGUUUAGGACAUUAUUCUGAACUAGCAUGCAAUUUCUUGUCAAAAA
This is a messenger RNA of Brachypodium distachyon (stiff brome), 1872 nucleotides long. RefSeq lists its product as uncharacterized. NCBI's taxonomy places the organism in Eukaryota, Viridiplantae, Streptophyta, Magnoliopsida, Poales, Poaceae. The coding region runs from base 198 to 1559 and encodes 453 amino acids. The record is from RefSeq and is a predicted model, not a curated record. The transcript has a single exon.